GGCGGGCUCUUCCUGUUUCAUGGCGCCACAGUGUACACUCUCUGUGUAUUGCGGGUCCCCAGCUGACUAGAGCACCUUCUUCUGUAACUUCUACUGGCUUCAGGCUGCAUUUGAAGGAUCCUGGGAGACCCUCACUCGCGCAAUGAUGUUUGAGCUGUAUCAUCAGGUUGUUUAUUUGUGUUCGUUCUGUUUUCCUGAUAUGGGAACUCAGUGCACUAAAUUUCCCUCUGAGGACUGCUUACUUGCACCCACAGAUUCUGGAAACAGUGGCCUUUGAGGAUGUGGCUGUGAACUUUAGCAUGGAGGAGUGGGCUUUGCUGAAUUCAUCCCAAAAGAAGCUCUACAGAGAUGUGAUGUGGGAAACAUUUAUGAAUGUAACUGCUAUAGGAAGAACCCGGGAGAACCAGAAAAUUGAAGAAAAGUCCACAAAUUUCUCAAGAAAUCUAAGAUGUGAAGAAGUAGGGCAAUGCUAUCAGUAUGAAACUUGGAAUCAGCAAGAAGAAAUAGUCCUUUGGACUCCAGAUGCCAAUGUGAACAUGCAGCAAGCUGCUUUCAAACCAGCGGAGAGCCUUUCUGGUAGAAAGCCCCAGAUUGAUCAUUUGUCACUGACUGUGCCCAUCAGAGCUCACACUGGACUGAAACCAUAUGAGUAUUUGGGAUUUGGAGAGAAGCUGUAUCAGUAUGGUGAAAAUGGAAAAGACAGUGAUUUCCAGUCCUUUCAGAAGCAUUCAAAGGGGAAAACUGGAGAGAAACAAUAUCAAUAUGAACAACACGGGAGAACAUACUCUGAUAUUAGUGAAAGGACUCACCCUGCAGAGAAGACCUUUGUAGAUAAGAAGAGUCUGAAAUCUUCCAGUGCACCCAGUGGUACGCGAAUCCAUGAUGGAAACUACAGUGAGGGUAAUCUACAUGUAGGCAAACAAUGUGGAAAAGCUUUUAUUUCUUCAUACUAUAUUGAAGUACCUAAAAGCAGAUAUGAUGGACAGCAAUCUUACAUAUCUAAGGAACAUACAAAAGCAUUAGCUCAUCAGUUUUCCUUUCAUAGUCAUAAAACAGGUAACACUGUGGAGAAGCCCUAUGUAUGUAAUCAAUGUGGAAAAGCAUUCACUACACAGAGGUAUUGUAAAAUACAUGAAAGAAAUCACACAGGUGAGAAACCUUAUGUAUGCAAGCAAUGUGGGAAAGCAUUCUCUACGCAAAGUUAUUGUAAAAUACAUGGAAGAAUUCACACUGGUGAGAAACCUUAUGUAUGUAAGCAAUGUGGGAAAUCAUUCACUACACAAAGUAGCUAUAAACUGCAUGAAAGAAUUCACACUGGGGAGAAACCCUAUGUAUGUAAGCAAUGUGGGAAAGCCUUUACCACACACACUUAUUACAGAGUACAUGAAAGAAGUCACACUGGGGAGAAACCUUAUGUAUGUAAGCAAUGUGGGAAAGCUUUCAGUACACACAGUUAUUGUAAAAUACAUGAAAGAAGUCACACUGGGGAGAAACCUUAUGUAUGUAAGCAAUGUGGGAAAGCUUUCAGUACACACAGUUAUUGUAAAAUACAUGAAAGUACUCACACAGGUGAGAAACCCUACAAAUGUAAGCUAUGUGGAAAAGGAUUCACCACUAGGUUCUCUUUGUAUAGUCAUAAAAGAAGUCAUAUUGGUAAGAAAUCCUAUGUAUGUAAGCAAUGUGAUAAAGGAUUUUCUAAUCGGUCUUCAUUUUGUAGACACAAACUGACUCAUACUGGGGAGAAACCCUAUGCAUGUAGUGAAUGUGGGAAAGCAUUCAGUACACGUAGUUAUUAUAAAGUACAUGAAAGAAUUCACACAGGGGUGAAACCUUACAUGUGCAAACAAUGUGGGAAAGCAUUUACUACAUAUAAAGAGUGUAGAAUUCAUGAAAGACGUCACACUGGGGAGAAACCUUAUGUGUGCAGGCAAUGUGGGAAAGCCUUCACUACCCAGAAAUACUGUCAGAUACAUGAAAAAACUCACACAGGUGAAAAACCCUAUGUAUGUAAGCAGUGUGGAAAAGGAUUGGCCACUAAGUCCUCAUUUCAUAGACACAGAAGAAUCCACACUGGUGAGAAACCCUAUGUAUGUAAACAAUGUGGGAAAGCAUUCACUUCACACGGUUCUUACAAGCUACAUGAAAGAAAUCACACAGGAGAGAAACCCUAUGCAUGUAAGCAAUGUGGGAAAGCAUUCACUACACACAGUUAUUAUAAAAUACAUGAAAGAAGUCACACUGGGGAGAAACCUUAUGUAUGUAAGCAGUGCGGGAAAGCCUUCAGUACACACAGUUAUUGUAAAAUACAUGAAAGAAUUCAUACUGGUGAGAAACCGUAUGUAUGUAAGCAAUGUGGGAAAGCUUUCACUACACACAGUCAUUAUAAAAUGCAUGAAAGAAGUCACACUGAGAAGAAACGUUAUGAAUGUAAGCAGUGUGGAAAAACUUUCAGUACACACAGUUAUUGUAAAAUACAUGAAAGAAUUCAUACUGGGGAGAAAUCCUAUGUUUGUAAGCAAUGUGGGAAAACGUUUACCACACAUACUUAUUGUAAAGUACAUGAAAGAAAUCACACUGGGGAGAAACCCUAUGUAUGUGGGCAGUGUGGGAAACGAUUUGCUUCAAGCUCUCCAUUUUGGAAGCAUAAAAGAAGUCACGCCGUACACACUAUGUAUGUAAGAAAUUUGGGAAAAUAUGUAGUUGACAAAGUAUCAGAUACAUGAAUGAAAUUAAACUGGGGAGAAACCAAAAAAUGUUCCUGAAAAUAUAUUCCCAGAUGGGAGCGUAUUUUGUGUUUUUUAGUAAAUCACUUGUAACUGAACUAUGUGUCAGUAGUCUUUGCUAUAAAAAACUGAGUUGACAUAAUAAUGUAUUUUUGUAAAUGAGUGUCUUUGAGGUUAACAUAGAGGGUCUUUUAAUUAAAUAAGGGGAAUGAAAACACACUUCAUGUUCAAGUGUGGAGUUUGUUUUUAUAUACUCUUCACAAUUGGAAAUAAAAAAAUUUUGUUCAUCUGUUGCGAUUUCCUACUAGCUUUGGUUUAAAUUGUUGGUGCACACAUUUUAUAUUUUCUGUAACAAAAACAUGUAAUAAUGUAUAUAUAUAUUUAUAUCUGUAUAUAUACAUAGAUUUGUGAACAUGUGUUUCUGAUAAAGUUCAGUUGUUUUCAUAUAACUAGUAGAGAAGCAAAACAUAGCUGCAUUAUCCCAACAUAAUUGUAUAUUAUAUCAAGUACUUAAUUUUGACUAUAUACCAUUGAUGUUUAAGGCAAUAUUACCACUUACCUAAAUUGUUAUGUUUUCUCUUUCUUGAUUGUAUUGUGAUGACUUUAAAUUUUGUGGCAAUUUUCCACUACUUGAACCAAAACAUAAACCAUACUGCUGUGAAAUUCUUAUUGCCACAAAUCAAGAUCACAACUUGUCUCUAAAAGGAUAUUAUAAAUUGUAGUAAUAGAUCUUCAAAAAGCAUAAUAGUGAUAUGAUUUACCAGUAACAAUAUUUUGAAAGGAAUUUUGUUGGCAGUAGAGUUGUUUGAGCGGGAAAAUGAUUGUUAUUGGAUGUAAUGAGGCAAAUUCAUUUAUUCCCUGAUAUCAUGAGUGCCAUUGUUUUAGUUAAUCAGUAUUGCUUUUAUCUAAGAAGGUGAAAUGAAGGAAAAUAAACAUUCCGUUUAGUAAAAAGGGGAAGUUUACUAAUA
Cavia porcellus (domestic guinea pig) is the source of this 3691-nucleotide messenger RNA. RefSeq names its product zinc finger protein 14-like. Gene Ontology annotation, biological process: negative regulation of transcription by RNA polymerase II. Gene Ontology annotation, molecular function: RNA polymerase II cis-regulatory region sequence-specific DNA binding; DNA-binding transcription repressor activity, RNA polymerase II-specific. The coding region runs from base 300 to 2723 and encodes 807 amino acids. Lineage: Eukaryota; Metazoa; Chordata; Mammalia; Rodentia; Caviidae. The transcript is spliced from 5 exons. Gene Ontology annotation, cellular component: nucleus. The record is from RefSeq and is a predicted model, not a curated record.